AUGAACCUUAUCCGCAAAGAUAAAACCCAAGCUGCACUGCAGAAGACGUAUGAGGAUGCCUAUCAGGCUUCGUUACAGGCCAUUAUCUUGGAGACCCAGAACGAUCGCGACGCAGCCCUUGAAUCCUGGAACUCCACCCUCAACUCCAUUUCUUUGAAUAUGAGCAAAUUUGACGGCAAAACACCGAAAUCAGCAUCUCACCAAGGCCUUAUGUCAUCUAUUCUUGAUAUCGAACGACAGUGUCACGAUCGUAUCUCUUUUCUAGAAUCAAGACGUUAUCCUUCGACAAAUCCUUAUAUGAAUUCUUAUUCAACUUCAAGUUCUACAUUAAACGACGGUUCUAGCUCUACUGCCAACCAUAAGAAAUCUGUUUCUGAAAUUGGCUCCUAUUCAAGCAGUUCUGUAUUGACUGUACCGCGGAAAAAUUUACCCUCUAAAAGUGACCCACUAAUCCCUCAUCAGCCAAAGCCAUUAUCUGCACAACUUAUUGCCAUGAAUGCACACCAUAGAAGUUACUCUGGGUCCUCGACCCCUCCCUAUUAUACUACAGCCCCUUCGUCAUCAACAACAUCCCCUAGCUAUCAGUCGCAUUCUUCACAGCCACUGUCGACUUCGUCGCAGCCCCCACAGCCACCGCCACAUCGUACUAAUGCAUCUUCUUCGUCAACACUUGUGCCAACUCAAACAACCCCGACCUUGAGAGCUAAAUCGUCGGCCGAUCUGGCUCCGGUAGGUGUUAAGUCUGCCCCAAAGUCUAUGAUGAAAACACUACGAUCGUCUGGAAGAUCUGGUAAGCUCGCCUAUGGACAAAGAGGAGGCACAUCGUCUGCAUCAACUGCUGCUACUCUAGCAUGGGGUACUGAUUCACGGCCAUCGACAGCGCCAAAUGCUAGUUCACGAACAGUACCAUCUAAUGGAAGUUCGAAAUCUUAUGCCACGGGUGGAACUACAAUUGCCACAGCUACUAAAUCAUCUCGUCCAGCCACAUCAGCCCCUUCUUUACCUCGGUCGCAGCCUUCUCUUUUAGACGAACCAUUAAUCGACUUUACCAGUGAUACUAUUCAGCCAACGCGUACUAAAUCACAGCCUGCUAUUCAGCAACAGGCGGUAAAGAAGUCAUAUACACCUCCGUUAAUUGCACCAAUUGCUCACAAAUAUCCAAUUCCAAGUACUGGUGUCAGACGGCAAUCGCCUACUCAGAAACAGCCAACUCGCUCUUCUCCUGCUCCACCUUCCUCCAAUUCUCACCUGGCCCCUAGCAAUAAACUUUCGGCACAACAGGCGGUGUUAAAACGGUCUAUGGCGUCUAACGCCAUUUCAUCGACAACAGCUCAAAAACCCGUUACCGGUACCAACAAAACGGGACCGAAGCCCAAGGUUGGCCCAAAGCCAAAGGCUGGACCAAAACCGAAAACUGCCGGGACUGCUGGCAGUGCAGGUUCGAACUCAACUGCUAAAACAGAGGAGUCGACACCAGAAACUGAAUGGGAUAAAAUGGCUAAAGAAAAAAUCAAAGGUAUUCGCGGCAUUGAUGAAAAUGCAGCUAACCAGAUAUUAAACGAGAUUGUUCUAAAAGGAGAUGAGGUUCACUGGGAAGACAUUGCAGGUCUUGAACAAGCUAAAACAUCGCUCAAAGAGGCAGUUGUAUAUCCAUUUCUACGCCCUGAUUUGUUUUCGGGUUUACGAGAACCUGCUCGCGGUAUGUUACUUUUCGGUCCUCCGGGAACUGGUAAAACAAUGCUGGCUCGUGCAGUUGCAACUGAAUCCAAUUCAACAUUUUUUGCUAUAUCUGCUUCAUCUCUGACUUCUAAGUUCUUAGGUGAAUCAGAGAAGCUUGUUCGAGCACUUUUUCAAAUGGCGAGAGCAUUCGCUCCCUCCAUUAUUUUUGUCGAUGAAAUUGAUUCGUUACUUGCUACUCGUAGUGAAAAUGGAGAACAUGAGGCUUCUAGACGUAUUAAAAAUGAAUUCUUAGUACAAUGGAGUGACCUUCAACAUGCUGCUGCUGGAAGAGAUAAUGGCGAUGAUUUAGAGCGAGUGCUAGUGUUGGCUGCAACCAAUCUUCCCUGGGGAAUUGAUGAGGCUGCUAGAAGACGUUUCGUUCGAAGGCAAUAUAUACCCCUUCCAGAAAGGGAAACACGGGCAGCUCAUCUUCAGAAGUUGUUGAGUAAUCAAAAGCAUGCUUUGACGGAGGCUGAUUUCCAAAAAUUAGUUGAUCUCACAGAUGGAUUCAGCGGAUCUGAUAUGACGGCUCUUGCUAAAGACGCAGCAAUGGGACCACUACGUUCUCUCGGAGAGGCGUUGUUGACCACACCCCGAGACCAGAUUCGCCCAAUGGGUAUUGAAGAUUUUGUAUCCAGCUUGAGAACAAUCAGGCCAAGCGUAUCCAAAGAAGGUUUGAAAGCUUUUGAAGACUGGGCUGCUUUAUACGGUAGCUCUGGUGCUUAA
Molecule: messenger RNA, 2445 nt
Organism: Sugiyamaella lignohabitans
Lineage: Eukaryota; Fungi; Ascomycota; Dipodascomycetes; Dipodascales; Trichomonascaceae
Gene: SAP1
Product: putative AAA family ATPase SAP1
Exons: 1
Coding region: 1-2445 (814 amino acids)
Molecular function (GO): ATP hydrolysis activity; ATP binding
Source: RefSeq, a predicted model, not a curated record